Tachysurus fulvidraco (yellow catfish) is the source of this 3143-nucleotide messenger RNA. RefSeq lists its product as uncharacterized. The coding region runs from base 2016 to 2615 and encodes 199 amino acids. The transcript is spliced from 8 exons. The record is from RefSeq and is a predicted model, not a curated record. Lineage: Eukaryota; Metazoa; Chordata; Actinopteri; Siluriformes; Bagridae.
ACACACACACACACACACACACACACACACACACACACACACACACACACACACACACAAUACAUAUACAUACUUAUUAUGCAAAAGUUCAUUUAAAUUAUAAUUUUUUUUCCGAUAUUGUUUUUAACACUGAAUUUGUCUUGGAUGAAUCUCUAUUACCAUCUUUAUUACCUCAAGGAAAGUUUAAUAGAUUUUAUAGAUUUGCCAAGAAUCUAUUUUGUAAUUGCCUUUAAAACAGCAAAGCAACGCUUGAUGAAGUAAUUCAAAGGUCCAAAACUCUGGCUCAUGACAAGAUUUGACAAUAUCAUUAAAAAUAUAUAUUUUAGGAAAUAACGUGUUUUUUUUUUUUUUGUUUUUUUUGUUUUUUUUGAGAUUUGAGUUUUUAAGGUAUUGAGUCAAGAAGCGUUAUUCAUGGCCUUAAAAUGACAUUGAAGUGACUCUACAAAAACUUACAGACUGACUGGACAAACUAAAACUCUUUUCAUCAAAGCCCUGUGAUAUCCGCUUGUAUGUGGUUAAAAUGUGUGAAAGUAGUGACUGGCUGCAAUCACAAAUCAAUGGAAAGCACCUGCUGGUGAAAAGGAAGGACUUGGAUUAUGAUGAUAUGCAUCCAUGGAUGUAUAUGGUAUUUUGCAGUAUCAUAUGCUUUAGAUUUUUUUUAUCCCUCAUACCCAUUCUAGAAUAAUUCUCUGUGUUUGCCUUCAUGGACGAAAGUGCUUCCCUGACUGCAGCAGUGAGAAAAUCCCAUUGUUUUGGAUCGCUGAUGUCCAUCAUAAUCUUCCUGGCCUCAGUUCGGCACUGCUUGCUUUAGACAACAGGUCAAUGAUAGCAGGUUGGGGAGCUCAUAGUGGAUGGUAUGCUCAGCUGGUUAGACCACCCACUGAAGCUCACCUACCCUGCUAGGUGCUGUUCCUAUUCUAUGAUGUGUCCCAUCAGGAUGUUCUUAAUGAUCGAAAGUCCUUAGCACCUGACAGGGGACAUUCUUUAAUGGUCCAAGGUGGUAAAUACACUCCUUGGCCUUCUUCACCAGUGCCUUUUUUUAAUCUCUUUUCAGGAUGUCGAGCCCAGCUGUACAACGUUUGGUGAGUCGUCUGAUCUCAAUGAGCAGGCAGAGGGAUGGGUGUGUGCUUCAACCGAAAAUUGGGACCCAGAACAAAACUCUUGACCUUCUCAGCUCCAUGGGUGUGGCAUCGACCGCAGCUUCCUAAAAAGCUACAGAACAAGCAACUUACUGUGUUAAUGUUUGUGUGAUAAAUAUUUAGUUAACUUUGUAGACAGUUAUAAUUUACUCCCUCUACUCAGUCUCCCUCUAAAACAUCUCUGUUUCUUUUAACUUUGCUUCAUUUGCUGCAUCUUGCAUUUUUUUGUAUUAUUAAAUUUAAGAUUGGAAAAAGUGAUGUUGAUGAUGAUGAUGAUGAUGAUGAUGAUAGAACAACUGUUUAUAGCCACUAUAAAUAUAUUUUUUUAAGUAUGACUUCAUUCUUUAAUAAAUUCAACUUGCAUGUCUUCUAGUGUUUUUUGUUUUUUCAAGUGUCAUAUUGUUAAGGAGGGAUGUUAUGUAAAAUGGAGAAAACAGAGAAAAUACUUUAUCUCCUUGAUGUCCUUAUUAAUAUUUAUCACAGUCUGAGUAAAAGAAAUAUAUUAAACAUACAUAUCAUGUUAAUAAUUAUGCAUUAUCCAAUAUUCAUAUUAUCCUCAUACAUGAAAUGUAUACUGUAGUUAAUUGUAUUAACUGUUCAAAACAGAAACAACUUUCUUGUGGUUGUUCUGACACAGAAACUGCAAUUAGGCAGAAAUGUGUUUUUUUUUUUUGUGUGUGUGUGUGUGUGUGUGUGUGUGUGUGUGUGUGUGUGUGUGUGUGUGUGUGUGUGUGUGUGUGUGUGUGUGUGUGUGUGUCUGUAAAAUGCUGUAUGUGAGGUUGCACUUCAUCACAAUGUAAAAAAAACUCUAGCCUUGCUUGACAUUUCCAGGUUCCUCAAUCUCUUUGGUCAUUGUAGGUAAGAUUUCUUUGGACAAUGGAGAUGCAGCAGAGACUCUCCAGGUCACAGAAUGUGUAUGAACAAACAAUUCCAGAGGAACAAACCCAAACUGAGGAAAUAUACCGGACACCGCAGCUCCCACAAAAAAAAUCUGCAAGAAAUGCUCCGGGGAAGAAGAGAAUGGUGCUACUUAUCAUGAACAUUUUACUGACCAUCGUCCUUUUGGUUACGGUGAUACACUACCACCACUUUAGACAAAGAUGGCAAGCAGUGUUGAACAACCAGAAGACUAACCAAGAGAUGUGGUAUCUUCAUGGCAAAGUGUUUUAUUUGUUCCGGAGUGAUCAGGGUGACUGUGAAACAGCUACAUUGUUUUGUGCCCUCAGGAAGGCCAAACUUACAACUGUAACAAAGUCCAACAGGGACUGGCUGCAUUCACAGAUCAAUGGAAAGUACAUGCUAGUGCAAAUGAGCCAGCCACAAAGUUCCGGAGAUGGUUUCGAUUUUGAUACGGUAUUUAUGGUCGAUGACGAGUCUGACUGCGAGAUCUUCGGUGCGACCUCUCAACUCAUUGAGGAGGUGGAACGGGUGGAGGGAUGGGUGUGUGAAAGGGCAGCACAGGGGUUAAAAUAUUAAAGCUUUUUGAGCACUUAAAGGUUCUCCACAUUGCGCCCAUUGUAAAUGCGCCAACAGAGUGAAAUAAAAACAGAUAAAUAAAGAAAAAUAUGUUCAAAUAAUGUGAGUAAAUGAGUGAGUAAGAAAUCAAUGGAGCCUAACAAAUUAUUUAUUGAUAUGUGUUUCAUACUUUUGCUGCACAGAAUAUAAGUAACAUUUACAAAAUAAAAACAAAGAUGCAACGAUUCGAAUUUCAUCAUCAUCAAAAAAAAUAUAUAAAAAUGGUCUUGUCAGUUUUCUAAAUAACAUUUGGUUGCAUUCCUACUGAUACACUGUUGUGCAGCAUUAAAGGCAAUCACAGUGUAACCAAAAUUAACAAUCACAAACAAAAGCUAAUAGUUAUUAAUGAGGGUUAGAACUAGCAAUACAUAUAUUCACAUACAUACAAAUGUAAUAUAUAUACACACAAAUUCCAAAUUCACAUAUAUUUUCAUAUUUUGUAUAGUUUAUACUUUUUAUUUAUAUAUCUACUUUUGGUUUUAUUUUUAA